Spodoptera littoralis (African cotton leafworm) is the source of this 927-nucleotide messenger RNA. The record is from the annotation of a GenBank genome assembly. NCBI's taxonomy places the organism in Eukaryota, Metazoa, Arthropoda, Insecta, Lepidoptera, Noctuidae.
AUGGAGGACAGUGAAAGAAAUAAUAUACAAUUAGAUGCACCUGUCCAUAAUGAGCAAGAAGACAAUCAUUUUCCCCAAUUUACAUUGUUUGAUAUAAGAAUAGACUCGGGUCUGAAAGACGACGAAGGGAAUGAAAUUCCAAGACCUUUCACAAAGAAUCAAAUGCGCAAAUGGUUAAAAAAAGUAAAAUGGGAAAAUCGCAAAGCAGAGAAACGUGCAAAAGAGAAAGCAAGAGCCAAAGAAAGGCGGAAGGAGGCACGGGAAGCCAAUAUUGUUCUAGGACCCAAUAGGAAGGCACUUAAGAAAAUGAAGUUAGAGAGACCGAAAAAAAAUAUUUCAAUCGUAAUAGAUCUCGGUUUCGAUCAGUUAAUGAUGGAAAAGGAUAGAUUUAAAGUAAUAAAACAAAUACUACGCUGUUACUCAAUAAAUAGAAGAUCAGAAACACCAAUUCAGUUCCACAUAACAAGUUUUGGGGAACGGUCUAGGAGUGAUAUGUCCAGACAUAAUGGAUAUGAACACUGGGAUAUAGACUUUCAUGAAGUGUCAUACCUUGAGGUGUUUCCAAAGGAUAAAAUAGUGUAUUUAACAAGUGAAUCUGACAAUGUGAUUGAAGAAUUUGAAGAGAACACAGCUUACAUUAUUGGAGGCCUUGUAGAUCACAAUAAACAUAAGGGUCUCUGCCAUAAAAUAGCAAUAGAGCAAGGUAUUAGGCAUGGACAACUACCACUGGAUAAAUACAUCAAUAUGAAAACUAGAAAAGUGCUAACAAUUGAUCAUGUGUUUGAGAUUGUCCUACGAGUAUGUGAAGGAGUGCCGUGGCAAGACGCACUACUGAAAGUUCUGCCUCUAAGAAAAGGUGCACAUGUCUGUGACAGUGUUAGUAAUUCCAGUUUAGACAUUUCAUGUACUAGUGAAGCUUCAAAUUAA